GGUCAGAGAGCGCAAAGGCGGCUGGCCGUGUACAAAAGCGAUACAGUACUGCAGCAUCCCAGGACAAUGUGACCCUUUAACACCGGAUCACCUUCAUUAGCCAAGUGCAGCGACUCGGAGUCGGAGCAGAGCCGACUGAGCACAGCUAUAACCCGGGGAGAACAGAGUCGAUCAGUCCGGCUGCAGAAUCCAGCAGCACGGCGAGGCGUGUCCUCGAGCCCCUGUGCUGAGUGGAUCAACAUGCGUCAGUGGAGUCUCCGUGCUGUGGCUCCGCGCGCAGAGCCGCUCCCCACGGGUCGCGUGUCCCCGCAGCUCUUAGAUGCCAGGAUGGAGUGUUGUGAUGUGGAGCCACGCUACACAAUUGAGCAGAUCGACUUGCUUCAGCGACUGAGAUUGUCUGGCUUGACCAAACCUCAGAUCCUUCAGGCGUUGGAGUCUCUGGAGAGACUGGAUCCAGAGCACCGUGCACCUUUCUGUGACAAUCACUCAGCCCCUGCCAGGGCACCUACCUCUGCAGCUCCGGCUGCACCCUCCUCCUCAUCGUCCUCUUCCUCCUCCCUCACAUCAGCUACCACUCAGACCCCUGUCCUUGAUGCUGCACUGUCACCCAGCAACAGCUACGAUGCCUCGUCCCCACCCUUGUACCCACAUGGUGGGGUUCAAAGGGCAUUUGCUUAUGACCUGCCUGAAGAGGAGUGGGAUCUGGAGGAGAAGGUUGAGGAGUAUAUGAGGAGGGACAGUAACCUGGUGAAGGAGGAGAUCAAGGCUUUUCUCAACAACAGAAGGAUUUCUCAGGCUAUUGUUGGACAAGUCACAGGUAUCAGUCAAAGCUACAUUUCUCAGUGGCUACUGCAGCAAGGCUUGGAGAUGAGUGACUCCAAGCGCAGGACCUUCUAUCGCUGGUACCUUUUAGAGCGCAACAGCCCAGGGUUCAGAUGGAGUGAAAACCAGCAUGCUCAGGGCCCCAGGAGCAGGACAGAGACCCCCUGGAGUAGACAGAGAGAACUACUGAUGCACCUGCUCCCUUGGUAUUCUGCACAGCAGGUCCAGCAAGGUGCUACUCUUUCAAUGCGUUCUAUGGUUAAAGAAGAACCUGACUGGAGGGUUGCUGGUUGCCAAGGAGACAGGGCAGCUGUGGGUGGGCCUUUCAGACUGAGGAGGGGCAGCCGCUUCACCUGGAGAAAAGAAUGCCAGUCAAUCAUGGAGAGUUUCUUUAUAGAGAAUCAGUACCCAGAUGAAGCUAAACGAGAGGAGAUUGCUAAUGCCUGCAACUCAGUUAUCCAAAAACCAGGUUGCAAACUUUCAGAAUUUGAGAGAGUCACUGCACUUAAAGUGUACAACUGGUUCGCAAACCGCAGGAAGGAGAUGAAGAGACGUGCAAACAUUGAGGCUGCUAUUCUUGAAAGCCAUGGUAUAGAGGUGCCAAGCCCCAGCUGUCAUUCGAAUGGUGAAGAGAUUGAGAGCCAGGAGUAUGGAGAUCAGGUUGUGCAGCGAUUCCCUGAUCAGGAAGAGCUUUCUCAGAGAAAAUUAAGUGAGCUAGAUGGAGCCACGAUGCCUGCUGUGGAAGUAGUGCCUCUUUCAAGCCCCACUGCUCAAAAUGUGGAUCAGAAGAGGGAGGAAUCAAAAAGAGAAGCUGCUGACGAGGAGUGAGCAUCAGGAAGAGUCUGCUUUUAAUUUUAGUGGCUUACGACUGAGCCACUAACCUUCACUCCAGAUAUCUGAGGAUGACGUCUGAGUCUGGCCAGAGACCGACAUUUCUGAUGCCUUUAGUAUUAGUGAGGCAAUUGUAUGUAUCUACAUUAACCAUGCUUGUAGUAAUGGCAAUAUUUAUCUCUAUACACUAUUGUGCAUUCCACAACGGUCUUGCAUCUUUAAGAGUAUGGUGCAAAAUAAUAACCCUUGACCUCAUGCUAAAGCCUGUUUUUCAUCUCUUCAUACGUUUAGUGUUUAACAGAUUAACAAACUACAGAAACCUCAUACAAACAGAAUGAGGCAGUGUUAAGAGGAACCUGCAGGUCAGGUGUUUGGGGGCGAUUAUGGGAUGUGCCAGUUUUGUUGGUGCUUAGGCAAAAUUAGACAGUGUUGAGCUUUCUUUAUUCAUAUGCAAUAGUUCUCAUGUGGUAUAGGACAGUUAUACAACCUGAACAUUAUCUCAGGUAAAGACACAUGUAACAAAGGGAUGGAAAGCCCCAUAUUCACUAAAAAUCAGUAAUAUCACCUCUAAACUUAAGUGUUGGUUAUAGUUUUAUGUACAUGUAUGUACUUGCCAUAUUUUGUCUGUUUUGUCUGUCUUUGUUCUUUAUUUUUAGUAAGCAAAGCUAACAGAAUUACUUAGUUGUAAGUAUGAUCUAGCCAUAAUACCUAAAGAUCAGGAUUUUUUAAUCUCUUUUUAAUAUUAACCACUACUUCAAGCCUAUCUGUACAGUCAUUAAAGAUACUCUAAUGUAUGACUGGUGUUUGGGCUCUAAAUUUUAUUUUAUUAUUAUUAUUUUUUAUCUUUAUGGUUUGCUAUAAGCACCAUUAUUCCUUUUAUAAGCUAAAGCAGUAUGUAUAAACAUGUAUUCAUAAAGUUAGAAUCUAAUGCAAAAUGAUGCUUUCAGGUGGAUAAUCCACUGUUUUCUCUCUGCCUCUCAGAAGCCAAAGCUUUGCCCCAGUAUUCGAAUCAUUCUGUAGGUAUAAGUGGUUACAUGAUGAUGAGUUUAAGAAAAUGUGUGUACUUAAAUAGUGCUCUUAAGUGUGGAAAGAUUUGUAGCUAUAAUCUUUUAAGCCAAGCAGUGUUUGCACGCUGUUAGGAUCUCUCUCUCUCUCUCUCUCUCUCUCUCUCUCUCUCUCUCUCUCUCUCUCUCUCUCUCUCUCUCUCUCUCUCUCUGUCUACAAUUUCCUAAUGACUUAAUUAAAACUAUUAUACAAACAUUA
Messenger RNA from Trichomycterus rosablanca, 2916 nucleotides. RefSeq lists its product as uncharacterized. The record is from RefSeq and is a predicted model, not a curated record. The transcript has 11 exons. The coding region runs from base 241 to 1650 and encodes 469 amino acids. Gene Ontology annotation, biological process: positive regulation of DNA-templated transcription. Gene Ontology annotation, molecular function: double-stranded telomeric DNA binding. NCBI's taxonomy places the organism in Eukaryota, Metazoa, Chordata, Actinopteri, Siluriformes, Trichomycteridae. Gene Ontology annotation, cellular component: nucleus.